Molecule: messenger RNA, 2241 nt
Organism: Danaus chrysippus (African queen)
Lineage: Eukaryota; Metazoa; Arthropoda; Insecta; Lepidoptera; Nymphalidae
Source: the annotation of a GenBank genome assembly
AUGUAUUUUUCUUUCAGAGCGCUGUUGGUAGCGCUAUGUAUAGUGUACGCGACCAGUCUUACACCUUUGGCAGCCCCAGGAGAUGAUGAUUGUGCUCUGUACCUCACAGGACCUGGGAGAUCCUCCGCAUAUGAUUACAGCCUCAACUUACUAAAGGGAAACUUCGCCUAUGACGGUCAACACACAUGCAUUACAUACGAGGCAAUCAAUCAAGCGUAUCUUGACGCUAGAACGAGAAUCUUGGUAUCACAGCCUAAGGGCGACUGGAAAGCCGAAGAUUUCGCCAGUGUCGGUGAAUUGGUGCUUGAUAUAUCCAUAAACUUGGCAAGAAUAUAUGGGCUAACAUAUGAAGAAAUAGAGAAAGGUCUACCAUUAAUAGAUACGUCUCGUACAUUGAUACGUGAGGUUUGCCCGCCCGUGUUCUCUCACGUAGAAUGUCGAGCUGGGAAGUACAGGAGGCUCGAUGGCUUGUGUAACAACCUCGUGCAUCCUACGUGGGGCGCUACUAUGGCGCCUUUCCAAAGGCUUAUCGGUCCAUUAUUUUCUGAUGGCAUCAACGCUCCCCGUAUAUCUCAUACGGGACGGGACCUUCCUUUAUCCCGUGUAGUGUCUCGUACUAUGCAUCCCGAUGAAGGGUUUCAUGAUCACGCUGGCACUGUGAUGGUGAUAGCAUGGGGGCAAUUCAUGGAUCACGACUACACACUCACUGGUACUCCACUAGAUCCGAUCCACCGCAACGAUCCAGAGGAAUGCUGUAAGCGUCCGCCUCACCUCAAACAUCCGUACUGCAACGAGAUCCGCAUCCCUGACGACGAUUACUUCUACAGACUGUUCGGCGUUAAAUGUAUAGACUUCGUCAGAGGCUUCCCAUCACCACGACCCGGCUGCAGACUGGGUUCAAGGGUGCCUUUCAAUACUCUGACUGGAGCCAUUGACGGUAACACUGUGUAUGGAGUCACUGAAAAAUUCUCAAGAAAGUUGCGUACGGGAUACGGUGGUUUACUUCGUAUGAAUCCUGUAUUCAAAGAGUACGGACUUAAAGAUCUUUUGCCGCUUAAACUUGACAUUCCCGAUGAAGGUUGCACUAGACCUAACAAAAAUAUGUUUUGUUUUGAAGCCGGUGAGAUUAGGGUCAAUGAACAAUUGGUUCUCACUGUAAUGCAUACUUUGAUGGCUCGUGAACACAAUCGAGUGGCUGAGGCUUUAGCUUUAGUUAAUCCGCAUUGGGAUGACGAAACUUUGUUCCAAGAAGCAAGAAGAAUUAAUAUCGCUGAAAUACAACAUAUCACAUAUAACGAGUUCUUGCCUAUACUUCUUGGGAAGGACGUUAUGGAAAAAUUCGGUUUAGUGCUUGAAAAAGAGGGCUACUGGGACGGCUAUGAUCAAAAUGUUAAUCCCGAUGUAAUAGCCGGAUUCGCUGCCGCCGCUUACAGAUUCGGUCAUUCAUUAUUACCUACUGCUGUUGAGAGAUGGUCUAAGGCCCAUAAAUUUAUUGCAUCAAAACGAUUAUCAGACCUUAUACGUAGACCAUAUGACUUAUAUCGUGCUGGCGUUCUCGAUGAAUAUGUUAUGGGACUAAUGAACCAAGUGGCUCAAGCUAUGGACGAUUCCAUCACUCAAGAAGUAACAAACCACCUAUUCAAGAAAGUAGGCGCAAGAUUCGGAAUGGAUCUAGUAUCAUUGAACAUGCAAAGAGGAAGAGAAUUCGGUCUUCCAGGAUACAUGGAGUUCAGAAAGUUCUGUGGAUUAUCCGGGGCGGAUUCCUUCCAAGAUUUAUUCGGAUCUAUGGCUAAUGAAACUAUUCGGAAAUACGAAUCGAUCUUUGAACAUCCAGUUGAUGUUGAUUUGUGGUCCGGUGGAGUUUCAGAGAGACCUCUACCAGGGUCCAUGUUAGGACCGACAUUCGCUUGCAUAAUUGCUACACAGUUUUCGUAUUCACGAAGAGGUGAUAGAUUCUGGUUCGAGUUACCAAAUCAACCGUCAUCGUUCACCCCGGAACAGUUAGUUGAAAUAAGAAAAGCACGUCUGGCGCGUAUCAUAUGUGACAAUACAGACAUCAUUGACACGGUACAACUGUAUCCAAUGGUUCUGCCUGAUCAUGAGCUCAAUCCAAGAGUGCCAUGUAGAAGUGGAAUAAUUCCAUCGAUGGACUUCAGCAAGUGGGCUGAACACACGCCUUUCGGUGGCGCCAAGGAAUACGUGAGUAGCUUCUCGUACAACUCCUUCCACGGAAAGAAGUAG